Molecule: messenger RNA, 1261 nt
Organism: Ostrinia nubilalis (European corn borer)
Lineage: Eukaryota; Metazoa; Arthropoda; Insecta; Lepidoptera; Crambidae
Product: membrane-associated progesterone receptor component 1-like
Exons: 3
Coding region: 65-592 (175 amino acids)
Cellular component (GO): endoplasmic reticulum; membrane; endomembrane system
Source: RefSeq, a predicted model, not a curated record
UACGCGAUAACAACGCGCUCAGUGUACAACCAGCGCCCGCGCCUCUUGCACGCAUCAAAAAAACAUGGCAGAGACAGAGCAGACCAUCGGGUUUUGGGACGAGUUGACCAGUCCCAUCAACCUAGUUUUAGUUGCAGUUAUAGUGUACCUUAUUUACAAGAUCAUACAGUCGAAAUUCGAGUCGGAGGUUGAGCUCCCACCACCACCAAAACCGCUGCCAAAGAUACGAAAGGACUUAACAGUCGCCGAGUUGAAGAAAUACGAUGGCACCCAGGCUGAUGGAAGAGUUUUGCUGGCUGUGAAUGGUGUCAUUUUUGAUGUCACAAGAGGAAAGAGAUUCUAUGGUCCUGGUGGUCCCUACUCCGCAUUCGCUGGUAAGGAUGCCACUAGAGGGCUAGCCACGGGAGAAGUGGCAGCGUCAGACAAAGAGUACGAUGACGUCAGCGACCUCAAGGAUGAAGAGCUUGCAUCAGCCAAAGAGUGGGAAGAACAAUUCAGAGAAAAAUAUGACAUCGUUGGCCGCCUCCUUAAGCCGGGUGAAGAGCCGAAAAAGUAUAGUGAUGACGAGAGCGAAGACAAGAAAAGCCAGUGAAGGCCUAAAUGUUCACAACAGAGAAACAUGUCGCAGACUCACUCCCUACUGAAGCCCUUGGACCAUUUCGUAGCCAAAUUUCAUAGCUGGCUACAAAAUGGAAAAAAAAUCCCAUUUGGAAGCAGGCUUCUUACUGGCCAGCUUCAAAAUGUGAUGUUUUUUCCCGUAAGAAAAAUAAUUGCGUGUAAUUGCGAAUUUUUUGAGCUGGAAAAUGUUUAGUGUACGUCAAUUUUUAAUUCCUACUUAGAUUGUAAUGUAGCUGUAAUGUAAGACGUUGAACUUAUGAACGCUUGAGAGCCUUUUGAUAUGUAAAAGUGGAGCAGCUAUCAUAGUCUAAAAAGUUUCACUUGCAAAGAUAUUUAUACGACUAUAAGCAUUUCCUAUGGCUCCAUCGAACCAAGGGCUAAGAAUAAAGGCGUCUUGCCUUUAUAAACAGAAUAAAUCUUUUUGUUUUUCCAAAGACUGCAAGAAAUGCUGUCUUGUGCUUAUAAAAAGUCAUGUACUUUAAGGGUCAAAACGCCCUAAAAAGAGUAUCAAAAUUAUUACGGGUCACGACGACUGAGCUUGCUGCACAUACCUCUCUUAUGCCCAAAUAUUGUUGCUGAAACGUGAUAUUUUGUAGAAACCGGGUAAAUGUUUAAUUAAAUAUUUUUAUAGGGUUACUUGUUA